AUGGCGUCUUAUAAUGAACACGACUACUACGACCUUGACUCCGACGUAGAGACGACUACCGAAGCCUUCGCACCCCCUUCCGCGGCCUUCCCGUCCGAUCACAACAACCUGAGCUUCCUCCCCAACACCAUCCACUCGGGUCUGGCUAGUCAGAGGUCCACGAGGUCCAACACCCUCUCCUCCGACUAUAAUCCUAACCAAGUUAUCAAGAGGAAACCGCUCUCUGCCACCGCUUCCGCCCUCGCCGUGCGCUACUCCAGCUCAACCUCAAACCCUCUCACCUCGCAUACAAACUCCCCGACCACCUCGCAGGACCCGAGGUCGUCACCUGGCGCACUGGCGUACCAACCCUCUCACUCCCGUGAGACGUCGGUCUACUCGACUUCCUCCUACGCCUUUAGCGAAGUGUACACCCCACCUUGCAUCGCUUCUCCGUCGCCGGCGGCUGAGAUCGAAGAGAUGGAGGAUGAGCUAAAAGCCAUCAGCGCCGAAUUGGCUGCGUCCAUUCGGCGCGAGAUGGACCUAGAGGACGUGGUUGACCGGCUUCAGUCCGAGGUCAACAACCCCCAAGCGCCCGGGAAGCGCACGAGCGAUUACUAUUCGGACUCGGGUAUUAGCUCAGCCAAGUUUAGCGAGUUCGACCAGACCCGAGAAGAAGUCGAAAGGGUCCAGCGAAAGUCUGACCAAGAAAAGGCCCAGCUGCGCCUUGAAUUAACAACCAAGCUCCAAGAUGAGCGGGAUAAGAGGAAGGUCCUGGACCAGCAGAUCCGGGAGCUGUCCGACAAGGCUUCGCAGAUGGACGCCGCGCGGGUGAAGAGCCUGGAUGCGAGCGGUCGCCUACGAGACCUGGAAGACACCUGCGAGGACCUGCGGAGGAAGCUGGCCGAGGAGCGCCAAACGAAGACGAACUUUGAAGAGCUCCUGGGGGCUCUCAAGAACGAGCUUCAGACGGCAGCCAACGAGCGCGACAACCUCAGGGACGAGGUGAUUCCGCAACUCCGUUCACAGGUGGAGGGGCUCGAGGCGGAGGCGGCCGAUCAGACCAAUUUUGCCUACGAAACGACCAAGAUGCAGCAGGAUUUGGAGACGCUCCGGCUCGAGAACAUGAACCUGCGAAAGUCCAAGGAGGACAUUGAAGCUCGCGCAACGCGGGCCUCGAUGACGCUUACGCGGUCCAACUCGGUAUCGCAGGCGAAACCCUUCAAGCUCCAGCAAGCACCGCCUGGCCUCCAUCGGUCCAACACGACAAAGAAGUUGGAGUCUAAGGAAGCUUUGGGGGAGCGGCUCAAGGAUGUGGAGGCGCAGAGGGAUGCUCUACACAACGCACUCAAGAGUCUGCUCGAACGCCAGGAGCACCAAAACCGCGAAAACGAGAAGAAGAUCAAGUUUCUCGAGGGAGAGCGCGAGCGCCUGCUCCAGGAGUCGCCGCAGAAGGCCGGAUACGAGAAGGAUAUUGCCAAUCUCCGCGCCGAGGUAUCGGUGCUCCGCCGGCGAGCGGAGGACGCCAUCGACCAAAAGUGGCGGAUCGAGAAGGGCUUGAUCAGCCUCAAGUCCAGCGGGUCCAGCAACCUAAGCAGCUCAAGCGGAGGUUCGGCGGGCCUGGUCACAUCGGAGACGCUUGAGCGUGCGUACAAGGAACUUCAAGCCAGCUACCAGGAGUCUCUCGAGCGCAUCAAGAGGCUCGAGGCUGAAGGCAGCCUUAAUGUCUCGGACGAGAAGACGCAACUCGCGCUCCGGCGGCUCGAGAUGUCGCUGGAGUCGGCCGUCUCGGAGCGAGACAUGGCGCGCGACGAGGUGGCGACGAUUGCGGCACAGGCCAAGGCGCUGGCAGCAAGUGAAGCCUCGCGCCUCGAGCAGGAGCGCGGCCUUUCGGACGAGCUCAGCGAGUCGGCACAGCGAGUGGAGCAGCUCGCGGGCCAAGUGCAGGCGCAACUCAAGGCAAACGCAGACCUUCGACAGCGACUCUCGGAGGCGGUCUCCCGGGGAGAAGAGGACCGAACCUCCAACACGGAGCGGGUGACGCGUCUCCAGAACCGGCUCAAGUUGCUGGAGGAGCAACUCGUAGCGGCUCAGACAGCAUCGGAAGACCGUGUAGCGCGGCACGAGGCGGAGAUCUCGUCGAUUAAAGAGGCGCAUAACACACAGCUGCGCCGCAUGGCGUCAUCGCCGCUCGCGAGUCCCAACCCUCUUCGGUCUCCGGCUCUCCGGCCAUCGUCGAGGGCGCUUCUUAGCCCGCUCCCGUCACCCAUGUUCCCGCGGUCGCCGCGACAGCCGCCCACCAAGACGCUCGAGGAUGAGGCCGAGGUGGCCAGACUCCGGGACCGCGUAGCGGAGCUGGAGAUGGCGGUGGCUGAGUCUGACCGAGACAUGCAAGACGUGGUGGCCAAGAUGAGCUCGGCGCAAAUGGAGGUGAUGACACUCCAAGAAGAGAGGGACCAGGCAGUCCGGCAGAGCAAGAAGCUCCAGCAGCAAUUGGACGAGGAGAAGGUGAAGCAGUUUGAAGAUCGGUUCCGCUCGCUUGCCCGAAGCGGGACUGUUGCUUAA
Molecule: messenger RNA, 2544 nt
Organism: Parascedosporium putredinis
Lineage: Eukaryota; Fungi; Ascomycota; Sordariomycetes; Microascales; Microascaceae
Source: the annotation of a GenBank genome assembly